AUGUUCAACAGCGCCUUUCAGAGCCUCGCCGAUGCGGCAGGCGCUCCCGUAGACUACAUCAAGCUCUUUGUCUGCCUGCUCGCCUCCUUCCCGCUGUCGACCGUCUACGCACGGCUGCCGUCCCCCAACGCCAAGCACCUCUACAGCCUGGUCGUCUCCACCAUCUUCUUUGUCCCCAUCCUUGAGCUGCGAUGGGGCUUCUUCCAGCUGGUCGCCACCAGCUUGGUCACCUACUUCAUCUGCCUCAACAGAAUCGGCGGUAGGAAGAUGGGCUGGCUCGUAUUCGGCCUCCAGAUGGGCCACCUGACUUGCAACCACAUCUACCGUCAGUUCGGCAACAUCCCUCUGACCACCAUCGAAAUCACCUCGAUGCAGAUGGUCUCGACCAUGAACCUCACCACCUUCGCCUGGGACUGCUUCGACGGCCAGAUCCGCACGGCUGACGAGUGCGACGAGAGCCAGAAGAAGACGAGAAUCACCCAGAUGCCCAGCCUGCUCGAGUUCCUCGGCUACAUCUUCUACGCCCCCGGUGUCCUCAUCGGUCCCUCGACCCGCUUCGCCGACUACCGCGCCUGGUCCAACGGCUCCCUGUUCGCCUCGCCCAAGGGCAAGGAGAAGGCCAACGAGGACGGCCAGCGUCUGCCUCCCGGCCGCAUCGCCGCCGCCUGCCAGGAGCUGGCCAUCGGGCUGGGCUUCAUGGCCAUCUACUCGACCAUCGCCCCGGGUUACGGUUACGAGCGGCUGAUUGGCGCCGACGGCGGCUUUGACGGCUACAAGUGGUACCAGAGGAUCCUCUACGUCCAGGCCGCGGGCUUCAUGGCCAGGACUAAGUACUAUGGUAUCUGGUCGCUGACGAACGGAGCAUGCGUCAUGUCCGGUCUGGGCUACUACGGCAUCGACCCGGCGACGGGCAAGACCAAGUGGAACCGGUGCCGCAACGUCGACAUUGCCAGCAUCGAGUUUGCCAACAACUGGAAGGAGCUGCUCGACGCGUGGAACAUGAACACCAACGUGUGGCUGCGCAACAACGUCUACAAGCGGAUCGCGCGUCCGGGAAAGAAGCCAGGGUUCAAGUCGACGAUGACGACGUUCCUCACGUCGGCCUUCUGGCACGGGCUGGCGCCCGGAUACUACCUGUCGUUUUUCCUGGCGGGCUUUAUGCAGUCGGCGGCGAGGACGCUGCGCAAGCACCUGCGGCCCAUGGUCUUCAAGGACGCGCGCGCGCCCAACCCGACGUUUUCGACGCUGGGCAGCUACACGGUGCCGCAGCUCCUGUUUUGCGCCGUGUCGGUGGCAGGCGUGCAGCUGACGCUCAACUACGCCGUGGCGCCGUUUAUGCUGCUCGACUUUGGCGCGUCGAUCCGGGGCUGGAAGAGCGUCUACUUCUACGGCCACCUCCUGACGGCCGCGGUGCUGCUGUCGUUCCAGGCGGGCGCCGGGCGGUACCUCGACCGGAUCAGCGGGCGUCCGAAGCGUGCCAAGGAGGUGGGCGCCGGCUUUGCCACGGGCUACACGACGGGCGCCGAUAGCGAUGCCGAGACGGCAUCCAGGGCGGCGAGAAAGGCGGCCACGGCCAAGACCGAGUUCAAGCGCGACGCCGACAAUGUCACGUCGCUUGCCCCCGAGCCCAUCUCCUGA
This is a messenger RNA of Pseudozyma flocculosa PF-1, 1638 nucleotides long. RefSeq lists its product as uncharacterized. The coding region runs from base 1 to 1638 and encodes 545 amino acids. The record is from RefSeq and is a predicted model, not a curated record. The transcript has 5 exons. NCBI's taxonomy places the organism in Eukaryota, Fungi, Basidiomycota, Ustilaginomycetes, Ustilaginales, Ustilaginaceae. Gene Ontology annotation, biological process: lipid modification; glycerophospholipid biosynthetic process. Gene Ontology annotation, molecular function: 1-acylglycerol-3-phosphate O-acyltransferase activity; 1-acylglycerophosphocholine O-acyltransferase activity. Gene Ontology annotation, cellular component: endoplasmic reticulum; membrane.